Messenger RNA from Pieris napi, 1280 nucleotides. RefSeq lists its product as uncharacterized. The record is from RefSeq and is a predicted model, not a curated record. NCBI's taxonomy places the organism in Eukaryota, Metazoa, Arthropoda, Insecta, Lepidoptera, Pieridae. The coding region runs from base 235 to 1038 and encodes 267 amino acids. The transcript has 4 exons.
AUUAAAAUAUACAUGUCUAUGUUUAAAACAUAACAAACAGCUUUUUUUAAUUAUUUUAAAAACUGGUGUAAGUUAAAAUCUGUUAAAAUAAUUAACUGUUGGAAUCGAGCUUUCGUUUAGCAUUAAAGUAAAACGUAACGCCUACUGACAUUUGACAAUCUUACAAAAAUUUAAAAGUUUAACAGCUUUCGGAAGUGAAAUAUAAUAUUGUUUUUAUAUUUUAAUAAUUUGAAUAUGGAUAUUGAAGCGUCUAAAGGUAAACCCUUAUCAAAGGACGAGACGAAAGCGUUGCUUGCCUUCAUUGCGAAGAGCAAAAUAAUUAAUAACAAGACCACCAAUGCUACUAACAACAAGCUAAAAAUUGAGGAGUGGAAAUGUAUAACCGAAAAAUUUAACGCCACAGUAGCCAUAACUCGGCGUACCCCGCAGCAAUUAAGACUAAAGUGGGAAAAUUUGAAAAAAAAUUCUCGCAAGCGAAGCACUAAAAUCAGGAUGAAUCACAUCAAGACAGGAGGUGGAGCACCGGACUACAUACCCCCAGAUGAGAUCCUUGACCACGUGUCCUCUUUAUUAGGAAGUACUGUGAAUGGGUUUACAGUCGAGUUUGGGGGUGAUGCAGAACCGGCUGAGUUCUGGGGUGAUGCAGAAUCAGCUGAGGUCAUCAGUGACACUGCUUUGCAUGAACUUAAUAAGGUUGUGGGAAUUGAGGGUUGUCCGGUAGAGGUGCCAGCUUUCUCAAUAGAUAGUCAUUCUACAAUGUCUAUACCUAAUGAUGUGGUGAUGGAACCAAUAGUGGUUGUAGAUAAUGGUGGUGCGAGUACACUAGCUCAUACUCCAAAUAAAUCAAAGAGAUUUACAUUUAACUCUCCUAGAGCUAGUGGUAAACAAAAUAAAAAACCAGACGAGGGACGUACUGAAAAAAACUUAGCCGUAGCAAAAUAUUAUUCAACUAAACAAAAAAUACUUGAUGCUAAGUUAAAUAAUAUUUUGCUACAAAAUAAGAAAUUAGAAUUAGAGAUCAAGAAGCUAGAGUCUUAAUAUUUAGGUAUUUUAUUCUAUUUAGUUGUUAGUUUAAUAUUAAUGUUUUUUAUUACUUUUAUAUCUUUUUUAAUAUACAUAGUUAUCCUACAAUAGGGAAAGACCCCCCCAAGCUCAACUGUAAACACAUUCGCUGUACUUCCUAGGAAAUAUAAGAAUGAUUCCUAACUAUUUUUUAAACUUGUAUUUUUACUACAUACUUGUAUAUGGUAUAAGAACAAAAUAAAACUAUUAUUUUAUAA